Mucor velutinosus is the source of this 1155-nucleotide messenger RNA. RefSeq lists its product as uncharacterized. The record is from RefSeq and is a predicted model, not a curated record. Bases 1 to 1155 code for a protein of 384 amino acids. Gene Ontology annotation, cellular component: cytoplasm. NCBI's taxonomy places the organism in Eukaryota, Fungi, Mucoromycota, Mucoromycetes, Mucorales, Mucoraceae. Gene Ontology annotation, molecular function: thiosulfate-cyanide sulfurtransferase activity; nucleotidyltransferase activity; URM1 activating enzyme activity. The transcript is spliced from 5 exons.
AUGACUGAACUUGAAGAGGAAAAUGCUCAACUUCGCCAACGCAUUGCAGAACUAGAAGGCAAGCAGCAAACACCAGUUGCUUAUACACCAGAGGACAUGGCAGCUCCUUUUAAAAAGGUUGACAAGUUAACAAACGAAGAGAUCUUUCGUUUUGGACGUCAGUUAGUGACACCUGGAUUUGGCUAUGAAUCUCAAUUAAAGCUUCGUAAUACGACUUUUCUGGUGGUGGGUGCUGGUGGGCUGGGAUCACCUGCGACCCUUUAUUUGGGAGCUGCCGGUGUGGGUCGUCUUGGUAUUGUGGAUCAUGAUACAGUGGAUACCAACAAUUUGCAUCGACAGGUGAUCCAUACCCAAGCACGCAGAGGGGUGAAUAAGGCCGUGUCUGCUGCCAUGUCUAUUAAAGCCAUUUAUCCCAAUGCAGAUGUCAUUCCUUAUGCUUACACAUUAGAUCGCACCAAUGCACUGGAUUUGAUCAAGCAGUACGAUAUCAUCAUUGAUGCUACAGACAACAUUGCCACUCGCUAUCUGCUGAGUGAUGCGGGUGUUUUAGCUGGAAAGCCAGUGGUCUCUGGGAGCGCAUUGCGAAAUGAUGGUCAGUUGACCGUCUACAAUUACAAUGGCAGCCCAUGUUUUCGAUGUCUUCAUCCUGUGCCUCCACCUGCUUCGACAGUGGGCAAAUGCGUAGACAAUGGUGUUUUGGGCGUUGUGCCUGGUGUGAUUGGUACAUUGGAGGCACUGGAGGCCAUCAAGGUAGCUCUAGGAACACCCUCGCUAGAUCAUCCCAGCUUCUUGAUCUUUAGUGGCAUGAGCAACCCCAUGUUCCGCACAAUGAAGCUUCGCAGUAAGAAGAAGGAUUGUUCCAUUUGCGGUGAGCAUCCCACCAUGACUGAGCUGAUUGAUUACGUCCAGUUUUGCAAUGGAGCAGCCGACGACAAGACGGUGGAUGAGACAAUCUUGCAGGCCCACGAACGCAUUAGUGUCCAGCAAUACAAUGAUAUCAUUCAGCAAAAUCAAGCGCAUUUGCUCAUCGAUGUGCGACCUAAAAUCCAAUUUGGCAUCUGCAGUCUGCCUAACAGCGUGAAUAUUCCAAUGGAUGAAUUGGACAAGCAUUUGGAUCAGAUUCAGCAACAGCAGCAAGACAGGAAUGGUAUAUAG